AUGAGGUUGUUACAUUUCCUGCAGACCCGAUCCGGGUUUAAAGUCGACAAUAGAAAGACAACCUCGGCGGCAACCCUUACCUUACGCCAAAGCCUAUGGCCCUUGUGUCUCGUCACUAUUCUCUUCUUCUUAUGGGGCUUCGCCUACGGACUGCUGGAUACGCUCAACAAACACUUCCAGAACACUCUAAACAUCACACGGACGCGUUCUUCUGGUCUCCAGGCUGCAUAUUUUGGAGCAUAUCCGUUGGCAUCCCUGGGGUAUGCGAAUUAUAUGCUGCGGCAUUUCGGAUACAAGUCUGUGUUCAUUCUCGGAUUGGUACUCUACGGCAUUGGCGCCCUCUGCAUGUGGCCCGCGGCCCUCAAUCGGUCAUUCGGAGGUUUCUGCGCUGCGACUCUCGUUAUUGGGUCAGGACUAGGAUCUCUCGAGACAGCAGCCAACCCAUAUCUUGCCGUCUGUGGCCCACCAAAAUAUGCCGAAGUUCGAAUCAAUCUUGCACAAGCGUUCAAUGGAAUCGGAACUUGCGUCGCCCCGGCUUUGGCGUCGUAUGUGUUCUUCACCGACACCGGUGACGAUGUAGAUGCCCUAAAAAGUGUACAAUGGGUAUAUCUUGCCAUUGGAAUCUUCGUGUUUCUUCUUGCUGCAGUUUUCUUCGUUUCAAAUAUCCCUGAAGUCACGGAUGAGGAUAUGGCCUUCCAGGUUGCCGCUACCCAUGUCGACGAGCAAGAGAAGCCUUUCUGGAAACAAUACAAAUUGUUCCAUGCUACUUUAGCUCAAUUUACAUAUACUGGUGCUCAAGUGGCUAUCGCCGGAUACUUUAUCAACUACGUAACCGAGACAUGGCCCGGCACCAAUAGUGCUACCGGUUCCAAGUACUUGGCCGGUGCCCAAGGAGGCUUUGCCGUUGGUCGUUUCAUAGGCGCCUUUUUCAUGAAAUUUGUAAAGGCACGUUGGGUAUUCCUGAUCUAUCUCUCCUGUACCGUGGCAUUCAUAGCAGCGUCCACAACACAAGGAUAUCAGGCUGGCUUAGCAAUGCUCUUCCUCACUCUGUUCUUUGAAUCUGUCUGCUUCCCCACCAUCGUCGCCCUGGGUAUCCGUGGUCUGGGUCGGCAUUAUAAGCGCGGUUCCGGCUUCAUCGUCGCCGGUGUUAGUGGUGGUGCCGUCGUACCCCCGAUCCUAGGCCAUGUAGCCGAUAUGCGGGAUAACACUGGCUUUGCCAUGAUUGUGCCGACAAUGUUCAUGGUCGUUGCGUGGACGUACGCCGUGGCGGUGAACUUUGUCCCUGGGUACCGUGACACGGUCGACAAGGUUGGAGAGAGUGAGAUUGGACUUCGCGCGGAUGAUGAUACUUCUAAGGAUAAGGAUGUUGAGGUAGGUGUGAAUGAGAAUUCGAGAAAGGUUGAUAUUGUAGGGUGA
Messenger RNA from Aspergillus alliaceus, 1416 nucleotides. RefSeq names its product putative l-fucose permease. The transcript has 6 exons. The coding region runs from base 1 to 1416 and encodes 471 amino acids. NCBI's taxonomy places the organism in Eukaryota, Fungi, Ascomycota, Eurotiomycetes, Eurotiales, Aspergillaceae. Gene Ontology annotation, biological process: transmembrane transport. The record is from RefSeq and is a predicted model, not a curated record. Gene Ontology annotation, molecular function: transmembrane transporter activity.